UCCAGCUACUUUCUAUCCAAAACCUGCAUCAAAACUAAAAACGAGAUGGCUUUCUGGUCUGCUGAGAAUGCCACAAAAGCAUACCUCAAAACAUUGAAAAUGGGCCAGAAAGCCCAAGAACCAAAUGUAGCCGAGUUCGUUUCAGCCCUUGCAGCUGGUAACAAUGCACAACUAAUGGUUGUGGCAUAUGCUACUGCUGCCAACUCUACUGCUUUAGCCCUUGUGGCCGCUGCUCACCAAACUGGUGGCCAUGUAGUUUGCAUCGUCCCCGGAAUUGAAGAACUUCAACUGUCCAAGAAAAUCCUGGGCUAUGAUGAGAGCCAUAUUGAGUUUGUAGUUGGUGAAGCUCAAAAUCUUCUGCUAAGUGACUAUAGGGAUGCUGAUUUUGUGCUUAUCGACUGCAACCUGGAGAAUCAUGAAGGAAUUCUUAGAGCAGUGGAGGCAGGUACGAAACGCAACGGAGCCGUUGUUGUGGGCUAUAAUGCCUUUUCCAAAGGUUCAUGGCGGUCCAGUGGAUCGAGAACUCAACUGCUACCUAUAGGAGAAGGGCUGCUAGUCACUAGAAUUGCUGCAAAAGCCAAAAUUGAUGGUGGUUUUGGAAAGAGAAGUCACUGGGUUGUAAAGGUGGAUAAAUGCACUGGGGAAGAGCAUGUGUUCAGGGUCAGGUUUUCGCAAGGGAAAGGAAUCGGAGCUUAGAAUAUGGGCAGUGCUUCCUUUGGCUGCUUAGGAGAAGUCCAGAUUUUCUCUCUUUAUUUCCCCUGCUUUCCAGCCAACCAAAUGGAGUAAAAGGUCUUUAGCAUAGGUCAAAAUUAGUUUAUCGGAGAGCUUUUAAUUUGUAAAUA
Messenger RNA from Theobroma umbraticum, 842 nucleotides. RefSeq names its product DUF1442 family protein (DUF1442). The record is from RefSeq and is a predicted model, not a curated record. NCBI's taxonomy places the organism in Eukaryota, Viridiplantae, Streptophyta, Magnoliopsida, Malvales, Malvaceae.